GGUCCGAUGCAUAUGUGUUUUGAUUGAGUUGUCAAAUUUCAUAUAUUUUCAGUUCAACCUUAGUUUUUUAGUUUAACUUUUAUAAAAAAGAAAAAAACUGAAAACUAAAAAAAACUUUCAAAAUAGCUAUUACUAAAAUUUCUAAAGUGCCCAAGAAAAAACAUCAAAAUUAAAAAACCAAAAAAACAUUUGAGAAAGGAAAGCAGUGUCGUGGGGUACACAGGUGCGAACAAUGUCCCAACAAUAUCCUAAUCCACAACAAAAAAGUAAUGAACCCGUAUGUGCAGACAACAAUAAGAAAAAAGGAGUUGCAAGACAAAAAUUAGACCAACAAAAUCUUAAAACAAAACUUUUUGAAGUAAAGGGUUCAGGCGAUGGAGGAUCAGUAAAACAAAAACAUGAGCUUGAUCACUCAAAGUGCCAACUAUUAAAGUCAAAAAGCCCACUGCAAGCAACAACUGGGGCAUUCAACCAAUUAAAACAUAAGGAGUCAAUUACAUGCAUGGAUCAACUGCAACAACAAAUGCAAUCAAUUUUAUCAUGUACUGAGAUUAAUGAAAAACAGCACAACUGUCAACAUCGAAAUAAUGCGGGUUCACAAAGGUGUUCUCGUCGUAAUUCAUUGAAUCAGGAACAGAAAUGUGAUCAUCACGAAGCACACGACCAGCACCCCAAUUCUGAAAACAAUCGACCGCUAAGCAAAUCUGCACGAUUACGUCAAAAACGUAAAGCUGCUCAAAGAAAUAAAUAUGUAGCUAUUGAUUGUGAGAUGGUUGGUGUGGGUCACAAUGGUCAAGACGACAUGUUGGCACGAGUUUCUAUCGUAAAUAAACAGGGUGAAGUUUUGUUAGAUAAAUUUGUUAAACCGUGGAUCAAGGUAACUGAUUAUAGAACAAGUGUAUCUGGUAUCAGACCAAAGGACAUCGAAAAUGGCGAAGAUUUUCAUUUGGUUCAGGAUGAAGUUGUUGAAUUGCUUCAGGGUAAAAUUCUUGUUGGUCAUGCUAUACGCAACGAUUUGGCUGUAUUACACAUAAAGCAUCCAUAUAAAAAUAUACGAGACACUGCCCGUUAUAAGCCUUUAUGCCGUCUAGUUUCGAACGGACGAACUCCGAGCCUUAAACUUUUGAGUCAAGCAAUUUUAGGCAUGGAAAUACAAAUAGGAGAGCACAAUUCCGUGGAGGACGCACGUGCUGCUAUGAAAAUUUAUAACUGUUUAAGUGGAGAUUGGGAAAAAUAUGUUCAAAAACAACAACAUAAUCACCAUAAAUAGAAUUAAAGUGACUUGAAUUAUAAAAGCAACACGCCUAUUUCAUAUUUUUCUACUAGUAAUCUUCGAAAUAAUUAAGUGAUUUAGCCUUAAGUUGCUAAUAACGCACCUCACGUCAUUACAUAAAUAUAAAAAAAUAAUUCUAAACGUUUUGCAUGGAAAACAAGAAGAUACAAAUUUAAAAAGGCAUAACAACAAUUUAGUACAAUUUAACAAAUUAACUUCCGAGCAUAAAAUUCUGAUGAAUUUCUUCAAUUCAAACGCGAAACUUCGCUGAGCAUACCUAGCAGAAUUUGAGCCAGUAGCAGUUGUAUAGUGCAUUUGUGUUACUUAUAUUAAUGUAAAUGUAAUUGCUAGUAAAAGAUAAAUAAUUAUUGUUAAAUAUAACAAUACAAAAUGUUAAGAACCAUUCAAGAUAAUUUUAAUUAAAAAUGAUUGUCUUAAACCUA
Messenger RNA from Bactrocera neohumeralis, 1716 nucleotides. RefSeq lists its product as uncharacterized. Gene Ontology annotation, biological process: rRNA processing. The record is from RefSeq and is a predicted model, not a curated record. Bases 233 to 1270 code for a protein of 345 amino acids. Lineage: Eukaryota; Metazoa; Arthropoda; Insecta; Diptera; Tephritidae. The transcript has a single exon. Gene Ontology annotation, molecular function: nucleic acid binding; 3'-5' exonuclease activity. Gene Ontology annotation, cellular component: nucleus.